Messenger RNA from Sphenostylis stenocarpa, 1209 nucleotides. The record is from the annotation of a GenBank genome assembly. Lineage: Eukaryota; Viridiplantae; Streptophyta; Magnoliopsida; Fabales; Fabaceae.
AUGGCAAAGUUGUCUGUCAAGUAUUUCAUGCAGGUGGUGAUAGAUGAGAUUUUGGUGGUUCUAUCUGUCGCAAACUUAUGUGGCAAAACGUGUGAUAAACUGCAAGCGAGGUGCACUGAGACGAUAGUUAAAUCUGAUGCUGAUAUCACCACUCUUGAAAAGGCACUUCCUCAACCUUUGGUGAAACAAAUCAUGGAUAAACAAAGAGAAUAUGGCAUGUACAUGCCCGGAAACUUCAAUUUUCCGGACAAACAUGUCAACAGAAUACACAGGGCUUUGGAUUCAGACGAUGUGGAAUUGGUAAGAUUGCUUUUGAAAGAGGGGCACACCACUCUUGAUGAUGCUUAUGCACUUCACUAUGCUGUUGCAUACUGUGAUGUGAAGACCACCACCGAGCUUCUUGAUCUUGGACUUGCUGAUGUCAACCACAAAAACCAUAGGGGCUACAGUGUGCUGCAUGUUGCUGCAAUGAGGAAAGAGCCUAAGAUUAUAGUUUCUCUCUUAACAAAGGGGGCACAGCCUUCUGAUGUCACUUGGGAUGGUAGAAAUGCCCUUCAGAUUUCAAAGCGUCUCACCAAAGCUGUGGAUUAUUACAAUGCAACUGAGGAAGGAAAGGUGUCAUGCAAUGACAGAUUGUGCAUUGAGAUAUUGGAGCAAGCUGAGAGAAGGGAACCUUUACAUGGAGAGGCAGCACUUUCUCUUGCUAUGGCAGGGGAUGAUUUGCGCAUGAAAUUGUUGUACCUUGAAAAUAGAGUUGGACUGGCGAAAGUGUUGUUUCCCAUGGAAGCGAAGGUUAUAAUGGACAUUGCUCAAAUUGAUGGUACAUCUGAAUUUCCAUCAUCUGACAUCUACAACGAUCGUCAAAGGAAAACUGUGGACUUAAACGAUGCACCUUUCAGAAUGAAGGAGGAGCAUCUUGUUAGGUUGAGAGCACUGUCUAGGACUGUGGAGUUGGGGAAACGCUUCUUCCCUCGUUGCUCAGAAGUGUUGAAUAAGAUCAUGGAUGCUGAUGACAUAACUCUGCUUACAUGUAUGGGUGAUGACAGUCCUGAAGAUCAACUUAGGAAGAGAAGAAGGUAUGAGGAGCUCCAAGAAGUUCUGAAUAAGGUCUUCAAUGAGGACAAGGAGGAGUUUGAUAGAACUCUUUCCACAGCAUUGAAAAUUAGAGAAGAAAACUUAAUAGGUUUAAGUCAUGAAGAUUUUGAGUAA